Messenger RNA from Nannospalax galili (Upper Galilee mountains blind mole rat), 2506 nucleotides. It is a transcript of the gene Pld5, whose product is annotated as phospholipase D family member 5. Bases 93 to 1697 code for a protein of 534 amino acids. The record is from RefSeq and is a predicted model, not a curated record. Lineage: Eukaryota; Metazoa; Chordata; Mammalia; Rodentia; Spalacidae. The transcript has 10 exons. Gene Ontology annotation, molecular function: catalytic activity.
CUCCUCCUGCUCGCCGGCGGCAUCCCGCUCCCCCGCGCCCUGCUCGGAUCCCGAGUCCGCUGCGCGCCAGGCGGCCGCCUGGUCAUGUCAGGAUGGAGAUCCGGCAGCAUGAGUGGCUCUCGGCCUCCCCCCACGAGGGCUUCGAGCAGAUGAGGUUGAAAAGCCGCCCCAAGGAGCCCUCCCCGAGCCUGACCCGAGUGGGCGCGAACUUCUACAGCAGCGUCAAGCAGCAGGACUACAGCGCCAGCGUCUGGCUCCGCAGGAAAGAUAAGCUGGAACACUCCCAGCAGAAGUGCAUCGUGGUCUUUGCCCUGGUCUGCUGUUUUGCCAUUCUGGUCGCACUGAUAUUUUCAGCUGUGGACAUCAUGGGAGAGGAUGAGGAUGGACUAUCUGAAAAAAAUUGUCAAAAUAAAUGUCGAAUUGCCCUGGUGGAAAAUAUUCCUGAAGGCCUUAACUAUUCAGAAAACGCGCCAUUUCACUUACCACUUUUCCAAGGCUGGAUGAAUUUACUCAACAUGGCCAAAAAGUCUGUUGACAUAGUGUCUUCCCAUUGGGAUCUUAACCACACCCAUCCAUCAGCAUGUCAGGGUCAACGUCUUUUUGAGAAAUUGCUCCAACUGACUUCGCAAAAUAUUGAAAUCAAGCUAGUGAGCGAUGUGACGGCUGAUUCAAAGGUAUUAGAAGCCUUGAAAUUAAAGGGAGCCGAGGUGACCUACAUGAAUAUGACGGCUUAUAACAAGGGCCGGUUGCAGUCCUCCUUCUGGAUUGUGGACAAACAGCACGUCUAUAUCGGCAGUGCAGGCUUGGACUGGCGAUCCCUUGGACAGAUGAAAGAACUUGGUGUCAUCUUCUACAACUGCAGCUGCCUGGUCCUAGAUUUACAAAGGAUAUUUGCUUUAUAUAGCUCAUUAAAAUUCAAGAGCAGAGUGCCUCAGACCUGGUCCAAGAGACUCUAUGGAGUCUAUGACAGUGAAAGGAAGUUGCAGCUUCAGUUGAAUGAAACCAAAUCACAAGCCUUUGUGUCGAAUUCUCCCAAACUCUUUUGCCCUAAAAACAGAAGCUUUGACAUCGAUGCCAUCUACAGCGUGAUUGAUGAUGCCAAACAGUACGUGUACAUCGCCGUCACAGACUACCUGCCUAUCUCCAGCACCAGCACCAAAAGGACGUACUGGCCAGACUUGGAUGGAAAAAUAAGAGAAGCAUUAGUUUUACGGAGCGUUAAAGUUCGACUCCUCAUAAGCUUCUGGAUGGAAACCGAUCCCCUCACAUUUAACUUUAUUUCAUCUCUUAAAGCUAUUUGCACUGAAAUAGCCAACUGCAGUUUGAAAGUUAAAUUUUUUGAUCUGGAAAGAGAGAAUGCUUGCGCAACAAAAGAACAAAAGAAUCAUACCUUUCCUAAAUUAAAUCGCAACAAGUACAUGGUGACAGAUGGUGCAGCUUACAUUGGAAAUUUUGAUUGGGUAGGCAAUGAUUUUACCCAGAAUGCUGGCACUGGCCUCGUUAUCAACCAAGCAGAUGUGGGUAACAACAGAAGCAUCAUCAAGCAACUUAAAGACGUGUUUGAAAGGGACUGGUAUUCACCUUACGCCAAAACCUUACAGCCAACCAAACAGCCGAACUGCUCAAGCCUGUCCAAGCUCAAACCUCCCUCCAACAAAACUGCCAACAUAAGUGGGAGGGAGCCGCUGAAUGCAUGAUGCAGGAGAGAGCAAACAGACAGACAACACAGGAAAGACUGGAGGAAAGAACCCGAUUUACUAUGUCUUUUUUUAGGGGGAACAAAAAAGCACACUUAUUAAAAAUGUUCUCUGAAAGACAUGUAAUAUCUAGCAAACAGUAUCUUAGCACUACAUACGCUAAAUUUAAGACUUUUGUAUUUAUAACUUCUGACAGAGAGUGUCAUCCUGGCUUAGAUGUUAGUUUUUACAUCUGCAUACAGAUUUUAACACCUUGAUUCCUGUUUGCUGUUCCUUACUGGUUUUAGAACUUUUCCUGCUGGCCCACUUGGUCUGGUCUUGGGGAACUGGGAUGAGGUGAGCUCUUCUCUUUAACACUGCUGUUCUGAGAAGGCUGAGCUGGAGAAAGGUGAGAAUCUUGCCUUGAAAACCACACUAACAAAACCAAGCAUUCACCAUCACCCUCAUAAAUAAUCUCCAAGACCCACCCAGUUAGCUGAGGAUUAACAGCUUACAUCUCAGGCCAGCCUUCAACUUCUGGAAAAUACCCGGUUUUGUCUCCCAUUCAUUUUCUCCUAAUACCACAGGUUUUAUUUGGUAUAAUUUUCUCUUUCCAUGGACUGUUCUUGUUAUGCAGCAUCCCUGUAUUCAGCUCCAUAUCAGUUCCAAGUAUGAUAACAUCUUUUGAAAUUGUAUGAAUUCCUCAGAACGGAUACCAAAUGGAAAUAGCAGCCUUUAAUUUUCGCCUUUCUCUUGCAUUCUUUGCCCUCCCAAAUCAGUUAUUUUACAAGGACAGCCAGCAAUAUAUAUAUAUGCAUUUUGAGAACAAA